CGUAUCUCAGCCUUGUUCCAUAUUGGAUAUAAGACAAGCACUGGGGUAAAAUCAAAGUUAAAUGGGUUUGGGGCGGUUGAGUCCUCUGGCUCCAUUAUAUUUUCAGAACAAAGCCCCUACAGCUUUUGUUCACUACCUCUUCCUGGUCUAUAAUCUCAAUUGUGGCUUCACACCCUUUUCGUCAAAGUUCAAAACUUCCUUCAGGAAUUUUCAGAAUAAGCUACUUUUUUUAUGCUCUUCAUCAUCUGCACCUGGAAACCAGAGAUUAGCAGUUAGAGAGUUUGCCACUCAAGCACCGUUACCACCAAACAUGGUUAAGGCCAUUAGGGUUCAUGAACUUGGUGGACCUGAGGUUUUGAAAUGGGAAGAUGUGGAAAUAGGAGAGCCAAAUAAGGGAGAGAUUCGUGUGAAAAACAAGGCCAUUGGUCUUAAUUUCAUCGAUGUAUACUUCCGCAAAGGGGUUUAUAAGGCCGCUGGGUUUCCCUUCACUCCAGGUGUGGAGGCUGUUGGGGUUGUGACAGCAGUUGGACCUGGACUAACAGGCAUUCAGGUUGGUGAUGUUGUAGCUUGUGCUGGUGGGGGCUCUUAUGCUGAAGAGCAGAUCCUUCCUGCAGAUGCAGUUGUUCCUGUUCCUUCCUCUAUUGAUCCUGUUAUUGCAGCAUCUGUCAUUCUUAAGGGCAUGACAACUCAGUUUCUAGUUCGCCGUUGUUUCAAGGUUGAAAAAGGACAUACAGUUCUUGUUCAUGCUGCAGCUGGUGGAGUUGGAUCUCUGUUAUGCCAGUGGGCUAAUGCUCUUGGUGCCACUGUCAUUGGAACUGUCUCAACUAAAGAGAAGGCAGCUCAAGCCAAGGAAGAUGGAGCCGACCAUGUUAUCAUCUAUACGGAAGAGGAUUUCGUUGCGCGUGUGAAUGAGAUAACAUCGGGCAAUGGGGUUGACGUUGUCUAUGAUUCUGUAGGAAAGGAUACCUUUGAGGGAUCAUUGGCAUGCUUAAAACUUCGUGGAUACAUGGUGAGUUUUGGGCAGUCAUCCGGAACCCCAGAUCCGGUACCAUUAUCAGCUCUUGCAGCAAAAUCAUUGUUCUUAACAAGGCCUACAUUGAAGCAUUACAAAACUACUAGAGAAGAGCUAUUGGAGAAUGCAGGAGAGGUGUUUAUGAAAGUUGCAUCAGGAGCGCUGAGGGUUCGAGUAAAUCAUACAUACCCUUUGUCUCAGGCAGCGCUAGCACAUGCAGAUCUUGAGGGUAGGAAAACUUCUGGAUCAGUUGUUCUGAUACCGUAGAGACAUCCAACAGGAAGUGUUUUGAAUUUCCAACUCUCUACUUGUAAAGAAAGAAUUACAUGGGUUGGUUGUUAUUGUGCAUUUUGUAAGAAAAAAAUAAAAAUUGUGCUGUGUUUGGGAUGAA
Ziziphus jujuba (common jujube) is the source of this 1403-nucleotide messenger RNA. RefSeq lists its product as uncharacterized. Gene Ontology annotation, cellular component: cytosol; cytoplasm. Lineage: Eukaryota; Viridiplantae; Streptophyta; Magnoliopsida; Rosales; Rhamnaceae. Gene Ontology annotation, biological process: cellular response to oxidative stress. The transcript has 5 exons. Gene Ontology annotation, molecular function: quinone reductase (NADPH) activity. The coding region runs from base 62 to 1279 and encodes 405 amino acids. The record is from RefSeq and is a predicted model, not a curated record.